AUGAUGAUGAACAAGGAAGGAUCAGAGAUGCUGACUAAAUUAGGCUCUGCCAUGGCAGGGCUCAUGUUCAUCUGGGCCAUGUUCAAGCAAUACUUCCCCUUCGAACUCCAAAUCCAUUUCGAAAAAUACGUUCAAAAGCUGGUCAGCUUCGUCUACCCUUACAUCGAAAUCACCUUCCAUGAAUAUACUGAGUUCGGCUUUCAGCGGAGCAAGGUCUAUUCCGCCAUUGAAAGGUACCUGAGCUACAAUUCUGCUGACAGGGCCAAGCGGCUCAAGGCCGAGAUGGUCGACGACUCUAAGAAGCUGGUUCUGAGCAUGGCCGAUUAUGAAGAGAUUACAGAUAAUUUUAAUGGAGUGAAGAUGAUCACGGGGACUUACCUCAGCCAUGUGAUGGAGCAAGGGAAGGCCAUUGCGGUGAAGGACAGGCAGAGGAAGCUCUAUACUAACAACAGUAAAAAGAGCGACUUUCUCGACUCUGGCCAUGGAGCCCAAGAAGAAGCAGGAGAUCGUCAAAGAUCUCCUCAAAUCAGCAUGGGAAAAGAGUAUUACGCCAAGAUUGGUAAGCCCUGGAAGAGAGGGUAUCUGCUCUAUGGCCCGCCCGGUACCGGAAAAUCCACCAUGAUCGCGGCCAUGGCUAAUCUUCUCGACUACGACGUUUACGAUCUCGAAUUGACGGCGGUGAAGGACAAUACGGAGCUGAGGAAGCUAAUGAUCGAGACAUCCAGUAAAUCGAUUAUCGUUAUUGAGGAUAUCGACUGCUCGCUCGAUCUCACAGGCCAGAGGAAGAAGCAAGAAAAGGAUAAGAAGAAAGAGGAAGAGGACACAAUUGCAAAGAAGAUGAAGGAAGGGGAUGAUAGCAAGGAGAGCAAGCUGGACCCUGCUCUGAUUCGGAGCGGUCGCAUGGACAAGCACAUAGAAAUGUCCUACUGUUGCUUCGAGGCGUUUAAGGUUCUUGCAAGGAAUUACUUGGACAUUGAAUCUCACGAUUUAUUUGAAACCAUUCGAAGGUUGUUGGAGGAGACAGAGAUGACUCCUGCCGAUGUUGCUGAGAAUUUGAUGCCAAAGUCUGAGGAGGCGGACCCGGAGACUUGUCUGCAGAGUUUAGUAAAAGCGCUGGAAGAAGCGAAGGAACGAGCGAGGCUGAAAGCUGAGGAAGAAGAGAAAGAGAGGUUGAAGGCAGAGGAAGAAGAGAGGAACAAGGCUAAGAAAGAAGAGGAGAAAGAGACAAAGAAGGAAGCGAAGACUGGGGAAGAAGCGAAGGACAAGGAAAUAGUCGUUAACGGGGAGGCCAAAGAAAAUGAGUCCAUCAAGUAA
This is a messenger RNA of Thlaspi arvense, 1314 nucleotides long. The record is from the annotation of a GenBank genome assembly. NCBI's taxonomy places the organism in Eukaryota, Viridiplantae, Streptophyta, Magnoliopsida, Brassicales, Brassicaceae.